Molecule: messenger RNA, 8031 nt
Organism: Apis laboriosa (Himalayan honeybee)
Lineage: Eukaryota; Metazoa; Arthropoda; Insecta; Hymenoptera; Apidae
Product: puratrophin-1-like
Exons: 23
Coding region: 1255-6765 (1836 amino acids)
Molecular function (GO): guanyl-nucleotide exchange factor activity
Source: RefSeq, a predicted model, not a curated record
UCAAAAUCCUCGUGUAUCUUGAUGUAUUAAUAAUAGCAAAAACAUACGACAAAGUUUCAAUAACCGUAAAGAUCCUAUUAUCGAACGAAUUUGUCAACGAAUUCAUCUGUGAUUUCAUCUUGAAGUAAUCUCUUUCAGAGUGAUUUCGAGAAUGUUUAUAUCGUUUACAGAAAAUUUUGUUGCCUAAUCGAUUAAAUCAUGACAGUCGUUUCCUUGGAUUCUGAUGUGAUGACAUUUAUCAUGAUAUCGAGUGCAGUCGAUUCAUUUUCGCGGAUAAUCGAGUAUGAAUCUUCCUUUGCAAAAACGAAGAAUUUCAAGGUUAAGUACAGGAUCUGACACGUGAUUGUUUGAUAUGUAGUUAAAUUGUAUACGGUACGGUUAUAUAUGUUAUUUUAUAUCAUAUACUACAGUGAUUUCAAUCGAUCAAAUGAACUGGACUUGAUGUUUAUUGAAUAUACCACGUGUCGGUAGUAUCGGUGGCGUGCAUGACCGGACGCAAUUACGAUCGAGACAUUAUAAUGAAUUAUGCAACAUCAUGUCAAUUCGAAGAUUACCAAGUUUGGACGUUUUAUUCUCUCGUGUCAAUGCUUGGUUUGCGUUCAUUCACUUCUUGUGAUAUCCAUUGAAAACGUGAAUUGUGUAUUGAAAGCCAUCACGAAAUGAACGAUGUGUUAUGACAUGAUAUCGAUAAAUAUCUUAUAAAAAUGUGUUACAUGGUUAUGUUCGUUUUAAGCACAAAAUUGUGAAAUCUCGAAAACGUUCGAUUGAAAAAAUAUUUCUUUUAAAGUGAACGGUUAUCUAAUCCAUUUCGUGAAUUAUCGAACGGUAUGAAGUUUGAGGUUUGUUGCUUCGAUUUGUACGCGUGUGUUGUUUCCUCUUAUUAACGCAUACGAAACACGUGCCUUUAUUUUUUUGUACUCUUUUCAUUGUGCUAUCACGAAAAUCGUGUUCAAAGCAAAUAUUAUAUCAUUAUUAAGAGAUCAUAGACUCGAUUUAGGCGGGAAAGUAACAUCAUAGAACGAAUUCGAUAUCGAGUUUUUACUGCGCAACGUGUUCGCGUCAACGUAUUUCUCGUUUGAAAUCGAGAUGUGGAGAUGGAAAUUUUAAUCAAACGGUAUGAAGUGACGGUUAUGAAUUCGAAUGCUGACUGAGUUAAGUUGUGAAAUUUUUACGCGAAAAAGUGACAAAGUGUAAAAAGUGACGGAAGAAUUUUGAAGUUAACCUCCCAAGAGAACCAAAAAUUGGAUAAUCGUCAUGGCUUACGUGCUCUGGCGGGUUUUUAUGAAGAGAUACUCGAAGGUGCGGCUUGGACUCAGGAAUCUUCCUGUAAUACCGGCAGAGCGACGUGGGCCAGAGAAAGAAGAGACCUGGACCCUGGCCCCGGACCAAAGCGGGGACACGUGUACGUUCUUCGACGACGUAUCUGACGCGAAACCUAAACCGAUCCAAGAUGCGGACAAUCCGCAAUCUCGGAUCCUCGAUCCUUGCGAGACCCAGCAAACCAGCCAACAAUUCCCCCAAGAGCAUCCAGAGACCGGAACGUUGCCGCGUAGCCAGGAGACGAGGAAGAGCAAAACGAAAAAGGUGAAGAGUUACCUGAGGAAGUGCAAAGGCGCUCUGUCCAAAGGUGACGAGGUGUCCACGGAGAAGAAACGGCAGGAGCACUGUACCUCCUGGUACCUGGACGAGUCCCAUCAAGAGGACCCGGACAACACCUUCCACCUUGCGAAACAGUCGGAAUUCCCGGAUGAGAGGAUCGCGGAGGAGGCCUCCUCCGCUCUGACGACAGCGGACGAGGACGGAAGAAGGGGGCCGUUGGAAGACGUGUCCUCCCCGGUGACCAAUCUCUCGAAGGAGGUGGAAGGAGGUGGCGAGGCCAACGACGAAACUCUGGCGAGGCUGGGCGAGGACGAGGGCCGGGCGAGCGAGCUGAGGAGGAGCCGGACGUCCUUGUACGAGGACGCCAGGGAUUCCAUGAACGACAGAGAGUGCAUUGGUGAGGAGAGUUGCAAGCGGAACGACGCGAUCUCCCUCGAGACCCUGACCACGGAGGAAAUCACGAAUUUGAACAAGUGUGACUCGAACGACACACUGAUUGCGGAAGUGGCGGCCAACGGCCCGCCUCUCGUCGAGGAGGGAAAGGAGGAAGAGAGCGAGGAGGUGGACGGCGAGACGCUGCGGGCCCUGUCUCUGUUUGGGGGUCGCGGAGACGUCGCAUCGUUGGUCCGGAACUUGCUCGGCCCGAUUUACGGCGAUGGCGUUAUCAAUCUGUUGAUAAGGCAGGCCCGGGACAUCCUGGUGUGCGCUUAUCACGGCAACUUGGAGAACUUCCUCAAAACUUAUCUGUCACCGGCCGCGACCCUUUUGGCGGAAGUGAAGUCGGCGGCCGCCUCUGAGAUGGGGAACGAGUCGGUGAUACCGGAAGGCUGGCCUCUGACGUUGGGAAGACGUGGCCUCGUCCUGCAGCUAGGAGAGCUCGAGGCCUCCGCGCUACGUCUCGGGGAAUGUUACCUUUGCAUACGCAGCGCAGCUGCAGUUGCAACCACCUCAGGGAGCGGCGAAGUUGCCGCUGGUGACGAGCGGAAUACCGUCGAGAUUGCAGUAGUUUGGCGAACGACGUCGAUGAGGGCCCCAGGUUUCCUCGGCUGGGACCGCGAGGAGGAGUUCAUGGACUGGCGGGAGGUGUCUCGAAAGGGGCAGGGGAGUAGCGAUACGGCGAGCGGCAGCCUGGCCGGGCCGCAAUCGUCGGGGACCGCGAAGAGCAUGCGGCCCAGGCGGCGUUCGCGCGAGGAGGUGCGCUCGAGGACGCGCGAGCAGGGCUGCGUGUUCGAGCAUCGCCGCGACGAGACCCGCUCGAUCGAUCGCCUCGAGUGCAAGGGCUCGAACGAGGGGCGGGAGGAACGCAGGAAGAACGAGAUCGACGGCGGCCACGCGGUCAUGAAGUCGAGAUCGACGUCGAGCGUGGGCACGUGGAAGGCGGAAUUGGAAACGGGGGAAUCGAACGGAACGAGGACAAGCCCGUCGAACCACUCUUCUAGUCUUUCCGGCGACGAGAGUCGCGCCAAAGUGAAGAGGUGCGCCAAGGUCGUCUCCUCGAUGACCAUGGAGAAGUGGAAGGAGACGGCCAGGUGCGAGACGAGGAGCAAACCCCUCGCCCCCGACGAUUUGACGACACCGUUGAGACUGGACGAGGCUGUUCUCGAGAAGAAGAAGAAGCAGGGUGGGACAGGAGUCGGGGAAGGUGAGAAUAGGUUGCACAACUUGAGGAGCGUGGACGACGUGGAGGAUGACGAGCUGCCAGCGUUCAUUGGCAAUCUUUUGGUCUCCGUGGAGAGGAAAAUCGAGAGAGUUUCCUUGGACGAUUUGACGUUCCCCUGCCCGGCGUGCAGGAAUAUAGACACCGACGAUCCGUUGCUGGGUUGUAGGUGCGCUGGUGACGAUUGCAGCUGCGGGGAGGAUACUUGCGAUUGUUCGCCCUCGGCCAAUAAGAGGAAGGAACAAUCGACGAGGAGCUUCGAGAUCGCUGGUAUCAAGCACAUCGACAGCGACGACGAGGAGGAGGUGCGGAUGGGAUUCGGAACGAAAAAGAGAGUGGACGAUGUGGUAGCGCCCAGGACCAUUCACGACAUACCGGAACACGUUCUCACGUGUGGCCUCACGCUUCCUGGCUGCACGGACAUCCAUGGCAGACCCGUUCUCGAAUUCGAGGACGAGCCGUCCAGAAGGGAGGCCCUCUCUGUCAAGGAAGUGUCAUCGUUUCUGCUCUACCUCGCCCGUUUACCCAGCUCCGACGUUGCCAAGAAUGGAUUCACCCUUCUGGUUCGAGGGCACGCUCCCGAAUGCCUGGAAUUUCUCGACAGGGUUCUGAAACUCGUCCAGGGACGAGCGAACGUUUCUCAAGCGUUACUUGUGCACAGUUCUGUCGCCGAGGGCUCGAUCAACUCGCAGUUACCUUUGAGCUGCGUCAAGACGACUAUCGUUGAUGAGGGCGCUUUGAGAGAACAUAUACCCAGGCUGGAGCGGAGCCACGACCAGACGCAAUGGAUUGCGUUUUAUAAGGACUACGACGGAUUAAUGGCGGAAUGGCAAUCGGCUGGUCGCAGGCUCGCCCUCGAAAUGUCAGAACUGAAGGAAUGCACUACCCUGUCCGGCACGUUGACGCCUCUCGGUCGGCUCCUGACGGAUCCUUCAUUGAGAAGAACGUCUCGAGAUGCUGAGGAAGCGAUCGCUUCUCUAGAGGAACGCGCGGCACCCCUUAUUCAUCUCGAUUACAUUAGAUUGUCGGUGAAACGGGCACGGAGGCUGGUGGAGGAGGUCGGGAACGCAGCCACCAGGCUCGAAUCAUCGUUCGAGUCCCGCCGCGCGACUAUAAGGAAUCUUGCGGUUCUCAGGAGUAUCGAGGACCAGGCGCACGAGGUGUUAUCUUGGUUUUGCAAAAAAGGCGAGGACGUGCUCACGAAACACGGGCAACACGCGGCGACGAACUUGACAGCGGCGCGACUUCACGAGAGGGAAUUCGAGAAAUUUUAUUUCACGUCGAUGAGACAUCUUGACAAAGGAAGCGACCUUGCCGAGGCGGCGAGUGCGAGCGGACUUCGCGAACUCGCAAGAUCCUUGAAGCAUCACCUUCGAGGAUUCGGUUCCCGGUUAGAGGACAGGCGCGAGUACCUCGAAGACACGUCGAGAUGUUGCCUGCUUCAAGAUCGGGCGUACGAGUGGGCCCAGGAGGCACGCCUUGCCGGCGAACGAGGGGCCCAGCAGUUCCUGAUGGCCAGACCACCCUUGCCGCCCGAGCAUUUCACAGAAAUGAUGGCACUCGCCGAGAAGCUCGGUAACGAAAUCCUUCUGGAACAAUGCCGCAUCGCCAGGAACAAGUGUGCGGAAGCGCUCGAGAUGGCGAGGACCACCUCAGCACCUGGCAGCCCCGCCAGAAGAAGAUCCUCCUCGGAGUCUGCCACCUCUUGGGAAGACAGUUUGACCAAGAGAACUUCAUGGGAUGACAGCGACAGUAAUGCAUCGUACGCUUGUCCCAUGGAGAGCGUAGGAUCGACAGGAAGCGGCGGUCGUCCUGUACUGGACAACAUUGCAGAGCUUCGAGAGAGCGCCGAACAGCUGCUCGAUUGCUCUCCACCACGAACGCCACCCCGAAGUCCUGCUCCUAGACGGUUGGUGAAGCCACCGGUGAACUCACACCUUCACAGAGCUGCCAGCAUCGCUCCUGGAAUGAAGGCGAAAAAAACAAUACUGCUCAUAAUGAGAGAAAUGAUACAGACCGAACGAGACUACGUGAAGUCCCUCGAAUACAUAAUAGAGAAUUAUAUUCCGGAGCUGGUGAGAGAGGACAUUCCUCAGGCGCUCAGGGGACAGCGCAACGUGAUCUUCGGCAAUGUCGAGAAGAUAUACGAGUUCCAUGGUCAGCAUUUCUUACGGGAAUUGGAACAAUGCGAGCAGUCGCCAAUGAAUGUGGGACAAUGUUUCCUUAGACACGAGAAGAAAUUCUAUCUUUAUGCGCUAUACAACAAGAACAAACCAAAUUCAGAUUCCCUGAUGGCCGAGUACGGCACUGCGUUCUUUAAGCAAAAGCAGCUCGAGCUUGGUGACAAGAUGGACCUCGCUAGUUAUCUAUUGAAGCCAGUUCAACGAAUGGGAAAGUACGCACUGCUAUUGCAACAGCUGGUCAAAGCGGGCACUGAUCUCUCGGAACAAAUGUCCGGCAAAGACGACAAGGACGAAAAGGACGACGGUAUGAAGCCAAUAGUCGAGGGAGAAGCAGAAUUGAGGGCAGCCGAACAGAUGGUACGAUUCCAGUUACGUCACGGAAACGACCUGUUGGCGAUGGAUUCACUGCGAGAUUGCGAUGUGAACGUGAAGGAACAAGGAAGACUGCUUCGUCAAAACGAGUUCUUAGUAUGGCAGGGUAAAGGCAAAAAGUGCCUACGACAAGUUUUCCUGUUCGAAGACCUUAUUCUAUUCAGCAAAGCGAGAAGAUUCCCCGACAGAAAGAACCUCGAUAUCUACAUCUAUAAGCAUAGUAUCAAAACAACGGACAUCGGGUUAACAGCCGUGAUCGCGGACUCACCUACGAAGUUCGAGAUUUGGUUCCGCAAGAGGAAACCAGGCGAUACUUACACAUUGCAGUGUGCAAGCGAAGAGAUUAAGAAAGCCUGGACGGAGGAACUGAGCAACCUUUUAUGGAAGCAGGCGCUGCGAAACAGAGAAGUGCGCCUGGCGGAAAUGUCGAGCAUGGGCAUCGGAAAUAAACCUUGUUUGGACAUUAGGCCUAGCGCGGAUCAAAUUAAUGAUCGUUCUAUUAGUGUAGCUCAACUCUCGAAAACACCUAGAUUUAGAAACUCGAUAGCAGUAUCAAUGUCAGAGGAUUCGGGACGCUGUAGCAGAAGGCCGCACAGUGUUAUUUCCGUGAGUUCAUCGUCGAGUAGCGGCGGAAGUAGCGGCCCUCCAACGACACUGAAUCUUGGUUUGGAUACAAGUCCUCGACCUCAUCAUCGCAGUACUACCCUCAAUAGCCAAUGUAGUGUUGAGAGUGGCAUAAUAGCUGAUAUUUCGAUCGUCUCGGAUGAUGGUGGCGAUGGAACUGAAAGAAGUCAUUGGAACUCUACUCUAGAAAGUCCCACCUACCAUUUGCCAACGACAUCGACACCUCUUCAAUCACCGACCAGCGCAACCGCGACAGCAACAGUUACCUCGGCUUCUUCGUCCGACACGAAUCUUACUCCAUAUGAUCAAGACAUGUCUAUUAAUUUAUAAGUGUCACCCUCUGAAAAAGAUGGCGUGACUUUGAUAUAGAAGAGUAUAUAUAUAUAUAUAUAUAUAUAUAUAUAUACAUGUUGUCGAUUCACUUGCAAGUUGUUUUAUAGUGAAUGCAGUGUGAUUCACCCGAAUUGCAUACAGUUUUCCAAUGGAAAGUGGCAACGUCUACGUAUUCGUAUAACUGAAUAGAGAGUAUUAGAGCGCGUAUUUUUCUUGGGCAAUCAUAGUUCGAUGAAUGACUAUGAGCUAUGAGUGAUGUGUAAAAUGGUGUAAACACACAGUCCAAUUAGAUUACUGUAUUACGCUUAUCACGUGAGUUCCGUAACAAGCGCCUCUUGCAAAAGAUUUAAAACGGAUUCUCCGUGUUACAAAGUUUGUAAAGAGGAACACUCAUGCGUAUAUAUAUAUAUGCUCAUACAUACAUAUUCACACACAUUCACAAUAUACCUUUGUGUCCCAGACAGAAAGCUCAACUUUCAAGUGAAUUUAUCUUUUGAUACGCUUCGAAUUUCAUUGAUCUAUAAGCGAUCGGAUAUAUAGUUAUCACGUCUGAAUUUUAUAAACCAUUGAUUUUUCAGAAGUAACGGCGACGUGUAUUUUCUUAUACUAUCUCCUCAAAUCCACCAACGUGCUCAAGAGAAAGAUCAUAAAUAAAAAUGUGUUCCGACAGAAUCUAUAUGUGUAUAGCUGCAUGUUUCACAAUGUGCUGCAGUAUCGCAAACAGUAUGCACUGGUUGCCAUUAUUCUCAUAAACAUUGGCAUUCCUGAUUAAUCAGUGAUUGAGAAUAUUAUCUCGAAUUACCGACCAAUUUAUGUAUGGUACUUUUAUACUUUAUUUAUAUGUUUAGUGAAUAAAUAUUGAUAUUCCAUGUCCACAUUGUGUUCGCGCUUACUAUUAUGAAUUAAAGACGUAAUCGUUAAAUUACGUCAUAGUCGAGUAUACAAAGAUUUUUUUUUUUUUUUAUAUAUAUAAAACCUGAAGAUCGAUUUUUAUUUCAUAUUAUCAUUCUCUUCAGGAAUUCCAUUAAUAUCAAAAUCAUUGUUCGUCUUCUUGUCGAAUGCGUUUUCAACAAAAUGCGCGUCCGACAGAACACAUCCUUUCAGGAAUGUCAAAACAAUGCGCACACAUACAUACCACUUUGUAAUAUAAUGUAAUAUUAAAGGUUUAUACGAUAUAGCCACAAGUAAUAUAACCGAUAGUCUAAAUAUAUAUUAUUUCCAGAUUAUAUAUUAAAUAUAUAUAAUAUUAUAUUCUUUUUAUGU